Nerophis lumbriciformis (worm pipefish) is the source of this 96-nucleotide messenger RNA. Lineage: Eukaryota; Metazoa; Chordata; Actinopteri; Syngnathiformes; Syngnathidae. The record is from RefSeq and is a predicted model, not a curated record.
AUGGAUCGCUCGGUGCAGGAACUUUUCCUCAACUUUAUGAUUGUCUUAAUCACUGUGCUUUUGAUGUGGCUGCUGGUAAAAACAUAUCAGGACUAA